Octopus bimaculoides (California two-spot octopus) is the source of this 2907-nucleotide messenger RNA. Its product is annotated as coronin-2B. The record is from RefSeq and is a predicted model, not a curated record. Gene Ontology annotation, molecular function: actin filament binding. Lineage: Eukaryota; Metazoa; Mollusca; Cephalopoda; Octopoda; Octopodidae.
CUGCAACCCACUAGGUUGAUGUCAAGCUUGUAUUUAUUAACAACAACAGUUGCAGUAAGGAAACGAUUUGAAAAAACAAAAAACUAUGUCUCCUGAAAGUCAAAUACUGCAGUGAGAGUCAACUCGAUCAACACUGUUGUUGUUAAUAAUCAUAAUCAUAAUCAUAAUAUUAAUUAACUAAUUCAUUCAUUCAUGAUUUGGUGCUAAAUUGACUGGAUUGUUUGAACGUCAUGGAUUAGUGUGACCUCUGAAGUCCGAUCGCAACAUCUUUUCACUUGUGUCACCAUUAUUAGAACCGCUGUUCUAACAGUGAAAUAAUAAAAACUGUUGGAAUGGAAGGACCAGCACCGGCUUCUCCUUCAAAGAGGAUGAAAUCAACUGGAUGGGGGCUAGUUACGAUGGCAUUUCGAGUGCGGAGCUCUAAGUACCGCCAUAUUUUUGGCAGUCCGUAUAGAAAAGAGCUUUGCUAUGAAAAUGUUCAUAUUACAAGAAAUGCCCAUGACAGUAAUUUCUGUGCUGUAAAUCCCAAAUUUCUGGCAGUUGUGAUUGAAGCAUCAGGGGGAGGAGCAUUUUUAGUACUGCCAUUGGAAAAGACUGGUCGUGUUGAUAUCAAUGCUCCCAAAGUAACUGGUCAUGCUGGAACAGUUUUGGAUAUCAAAUGGAAUCCAUUUGAUGACAAUGUCAUUGCUUCAGCUGCUGACGAUAACACGGUCAAAGUUUGGCGGAUUCCCAAUACUAUGCAUAGUAAUCUGACUGAGUGGUCAGUUGACCUUCACGGUCAUCAACGUAAGGUCACAAACAUUGAAUGGCAUCCGACUGCUUCGAAUAUCAUUCUCAGUACUGGAAUGGACCAUAAGUGUAUUUUGUGGAAUGUGGAGCAAGCUGAGCCUCUGAAUAUCAUUAACUGCCAUAAUGAUACUGUGUUCUCGAUAACAUGGAAUCGGGAAGGUAGUCUUUUUGCUACGACAAGCAAGGAUAGGAAGAUCAGGGUACAUGACCCGAGAACUGCCCAAGUUGCCAUAGAAGGAACUGGCCACCAAGGCGUUAAAGCCUCCAAAUCUGUUUUUCUUGGAGACACAAACCGGAUCUUCACAACAGGCUUCUCAAGAUCCAGUGAGCGCCAAUACGCUAUCUGGGAUGUGAGAAACAUGACCAAAUCUUUAAAAACUGAAGUAGUGGAUUUCUCCAGUGGAAUUCUGUUCCCAUUUUAUGAUCAUGAUAGUAAAGUGAUUUUCCUUGCUGGCAAGGGUGAUGGUAAUAUUAGAUACUAUGAAAUAGUAAGUGCUGCCCCCUAUUGCCACUAUCUCAAUCAGUUCCAGUCUUCAUCUCCACAAAGAAGUUUAGGAAUAAUGCCAAAGCGUGGCUGUGAUGCUAAGCGCUGUGAAAUUGUGCGGUUUUACAAACUUCACACUGCCAAAGAUCUGGUGGAGCCAGUUUCAAUGAUUGUUCCAAGAAAAUCUGAUCAGUUCCAAGAUGAUAUUUUCCCACCAACGGCCAGUUGUGUUCCCUCCCUCACAGCUGAUGAAUGGAUCAGUGGACAAAAUAGAGAACCAAUUUUAGUUUCACUCCAGGAUGGUCAAAUGACCAAUUGCCCUCCAAUUACAUCUGCCAAAGCUGUUCAAAAACAGGAUGGAGCCUUAAAGCAAACCCCGACCAUCACCACUUUCAAGGCUGUCAACCGUCCCCCAUUGGCACGUUCGUCUACAUUGCCUACAGCUCAGGUUCCUCCUAGUGUUAACACAGAAAUUAAUAAGGAACCGGCAUCUCUGAAAAACAUAAAAAGACUUAGCUCUAAUGAUGAAUUUCUUACUUUAUCAAGUGAUCCUGCAAAUAACACCUGUAACAUUGAAAACCAUGGGGAAGGUGAUGUGUCAACAGCCAAGGAAUCCGUUAACAAAACCCCUGAAAAAGUGAUGAGGAAGUCUUGGGCUCCAUCGUCUAAUUCUAGUUCUGCUGAUGAUGUCACAUCAAAUGGGAUUGUUUCAUCGUCACCUGUUGAUAAUUCUCUGCCAUUUGACCAAAAUCUAAGAGAAUGUAGUCAAGAAAUUCCAGACUUGCUUCAAUCAUGUCAAUCUGAAAAUUUAACUGAAAUAAUUGAUGCAGAAUCCAAAAUUGAUACAAACAAUGGUCUGGAACCAGAAAAUAUUCAUUCUACACCUGCUGUCUUUAAGUCAAAUAUUAAUUUGACAUUUUCUUCUGAAACUAAAUCAGUUGAAAGUGAUGUACGAAGAAUCCAUGUGAAGAAGGUAUGGUCCCCAACUCCCAUGUCUCCUUCAAGCCUGGAGAAUGGGACCAAUCAGCUUGAUGCUGAGCUACGCAAAGCCUACUUUCAACAAGUGGAAGAGAUCAAAAGCCUCAAGGAACAAAUGUCCAUGAAGGACAAACGGAUUCGGCAACUGGAAGAAGAAAUCUGCUCCAUCAGGCAACGAGUGAACAGCAGUGAAAGUGAAAGUAACUGCUAAAGUCGAAAUCCCUUUCAAUGUCAAGUAACACCACCCCAUGGAGGCAUUAAAACUCUUUCUGAUGAUGAUGAUGAUGAUGAUGAUGACAACCAUUGAAAAAGUUAACUUCUGCAACUGACUUUCUCUUGCUGAUGAUGAUGAUGGUGAUGCACACACAAACAAAUUCUUACUAUUGACUAAUGGGAAUAUUUUAGACAAUUAGUUAUUACUAUUAUUAUUACUAUUAUUAUUAUUAUUAUUAUAAUAAUUAUUAUUAUUAACUAAAUAGACUUGACCGAUGCAUCAAUUAAGAAUGCACCUCACUGCUGUAUGACAUUGUGGCCACUUACUAUUACCACCACCACCACUACAACAUAUUGAUUGGUUAACACCAACAAAUGCUCAAUAACAACUGACAAAACUAAAAAUGACUUUGGACUGGAUUUAUUAAAUUAUUUCUAUUGUC